Zea mays is the source of this 2431-nucleotide messenger RNA. Its product is annotated as BTB/POZ domain-containing protein At1g67900. Bases 406 to 2256 code for a protein of 616 amino acids. NCBI's taxonomy places the organism in Eukaryota, Viridiplantae, Streptophyta, Magnoliopsida, Poales, Poaceae. The transcript is spliced from 4 exons. The record is from RefSeq and is a predicted model, not a curated record.
ACAGGAAGCAGGAGAUUGGAGACCUGGAGCUAAUCAAGUAUUCCCUUUGUUCCAUCAUAUUAGUCGCUUUGGCUUCCUACCCGCUACAACUGGACAUAAGUUAGGUCUAGAUACAUAAAACAUGUUAUGAAUCUAUAACCUUAACACACUGUCAAAACGAUGAGUAUAAUGGGACAGAGGGAGGGAGGGAGGGAGUAGUAGACCACCUUUUGUUGCUAGUAUAAUGGUGCAUGUACUUCAACGGAAGGAAGGUCUCAACUUUGCCCUCCCUUUGUGGACCACAGUCGAUUUCCUUAUGGUGUCCACAAUCAAGUGAUCAAACAAACGCUGGCACAAACGAAUCGGCCGAGCAAACUGCACAAACGAGUACUGAACUCUCCGCUCUCGUCUCGGUCCUUGUCCGUGAUGAAGCUCAUGAGGCUCGGCACGCGGCCGGACUCCUUCUUCACUUCCGGGCCCGUCAGGUCCGUCUACACGGAGGUGGCCACCGACCUGCAAAUCCAGGUGGAUCACUGCUUGUUUCGACUCCACAAGUUCCCUCUGCUCUCCAAAUGCCUGCUGCUACAGGCUCUGUGCGCGGGCUCCGACGCCGCCGAGCUGCCGGGCUUCCCGGGCGGCGCAGAGGCGUUCGAGGCCUGCGCCAAGUUCUGCUACGGCGUGGCCAUCACGGUCGGCGCGCACAACGUCGUGCCCCUGCGCUGCGCGGCGGCGCGCCUCGGCAUGACGGAGGCCGCCGACCGCGGCAACCUCGCCGCCAAGCUCGACGCGUUCCUCGCCUCCUGCCUCCUCCGCCGGUGGAAGGACGCGCUCGCCGUGCUCCGCUCCGCCGCCGGCCGCCACGCCGCCGAGUGCGAGGAGCUCGGCGUCACGUCCCGGUGCGUCGAGGCCGUCGCGACGCUCGUCGUCUCGGACCCCGGCGGCGGCGACGCCGCCGCCGCGCCGUCCAGCUCCGCGUCGCCGUGGUGGGCGCGCGACGUCUCCGACCUCGGCGUAGACCUCUUCUGGCGCGUCAUGGUGGCCGUCAAGGCGGCCGGCACCGUCAAGGGGAGAGCCGUCGGCGACGCGCUCAAGACCUACGCGCGCCGGUGGCUGCCGGCCGUUGCCAAGAGCGGGUACCUGGUGCUGGAGCAAACCGACAUCAGCACAGCCGAGUGGAACAGCCGGCUUCUUGUCGAAAAGAUGGUGAGCUUGCUCCCCGCCGAGAGGAACGCCGUCUCCUGCAGCUUCUUUCUCAAGCUUCUCAAGGCAGCCAGCGUCCUGGGCGCCUCUCCCGCGUCCAAGGCAGAGCUCACGAGGAGGGUGGCGCUGCAGCUGGAAGACGCCAGCGUGAGCGACCUCCUGAUACCGUCGUCGUGCGCGGGCGAGACGCUGUACGACGUGGACGCCGUGACGGCCAUCCUUGAAGAGCUGGCGCUGCGGCAAGCGGCGGCGGCGGGGGUCCCGGAGGCAAGCCCGCCGCACGCGCGCGGACACAGGCGGUCGCGGUCCGCCGAGAGCUCGGAGUACGAGGGAGCGCGUCGGUCCGCGUCCGCCCCGGCGUCGCACGGCGCGAUGGUCAGGAUCGGGAGGCUGGUCGAUGGAUUCCUGAUGGAGGUCGCCAAGGAUCCCAACCUGCCCCUGGACAAGCUGAUCGCCAUUGCCGAGGCCGUGCCGGACUGCGCCCGCCCGGAGCACGACCAUCUGUACCGAGCCGUCGACACUUACCUCAGAGUGCACCCGGAGAUAGACAAGGGUUCGAGGAAGAAGCUGUGCAGGGUUCUCAACUGCAGGAAGCUCUCCGAGACGGCGUCUAUGCACGCCGCCCGGAACGAGCUGCUGCCGCUCCGGGUGGUCGUGCAGGUGCUCUUCUUCGAGAACGCACGCGCGGCGGCGCUGUCCGUCCGCGGGGCUAACGGCCGCGCCGCCGCCGGUGGCGUCAAGGCGCUGCUUGCCAAGACAAGGAGGGAGGAGACAGACGGCGAGGAGAAAAGGCUCCGGGGCCUCGCCGUCGCCGGCGCGCCUGGCGACGACGGCAACGACUGGAGCGUGGAGGGGCUGAAGCGCGCGGCGUCGAGGGUGUCGACCCUGAGGAUGAGGCUGGAGGAGGACGCGGACGACGAGGCGUUCGUGCACAGGGCGCGCGCGGGGGCGGGGCUGGUCCGGAGCGCGUCCGCCCGCGUCAGGGCGCUCUGCGCGAUCCCGGCCGGGAAGCCCAGGCGGAUGCUGAGCAGGCUGUGGCCGUCGAGCUCCAGCAGCGCCGUCACUGAGAGGCGUUGAAUUGAAAGACCUGCACGAGAGCAAUGCGGAAUGCGGUGGCAGAUUGAUCGAUCCAGGCACACCAUUCUGGUCGCGAAGGCUGUGCAUGUGUAAAAAAAAAGGAAAAGAGAACGCUGUGUUGGCAGUGUUGCCAUGUUUACGUUUGAUUCCAAAAUUCACUGAAAGGAGUUUGGAU